Messenger RNA from Ixodes scapularis (black-legged tick), 1665 nucleotides. RefSeq names its product arylsulfatase B-like. Lineage: Eukaryota; Metazoa; Arthropoda; Arachnida; Ixodida; Ixodidae. The record is from RefSeq and is a predicted model, not a curated record. The transcript is spliced from 10 exons. Bases 1 to 1665 code for a protein of 554 amino acids.
AUGACUGGUCUCUGCGUCGAAUUGAUUGGUUUCCAUUUGAAUGCCAGAAUGAUCACCUUUUUCCUUUUAGCUUUAGCCGGGGUGUCAGCGGGAGAGAAUGCCGAAAAAAAGAAACCACCUCACAUCGUUUUUAUUCUCGCAGAUGACUUGGGUUGGGAUGACACAAGCAUUCAUGGCUCGUCUCAGAUUCCCACUCCGAACAUGGAUGCGAUGGCGGCAGACGGCAUUAUUCUGAACCAGCACUACGUUCAGCCCCUGUGCACGCCUUCAAGGGCCGCGCUCAUGACAGGCCGUUAUCCCUUUCACAUAGGCAUGCAACAUGCAGUAAUCAUUCCAGCGGAACCAAUGGCUUUGCCACUUGAAUAUACUCUUAUGCCAGAACACUUCAGACGUCUCGGAUACAAGACACACAUGGUUGGAAAGUGGCACCUCGGAUACUAUGAUAAAAAGUAUGUACCGUUGAGGCGUGGAUUCGACACAUUUUUUGGAUUUUACAACCCCUCGCUGGACUACUUCAACCAGAACUUCACGGAGGCUACUCACACUGGGCAUGACUUUAGAUCUGGCGAGGAGAUUUACAGGGAAAAGAAUCCACAAUACUCGACUUAUUAUUGCACGAAUAAAACCAUUGAACUGAUUCGUCGCCAUAAAAAAUCAACGCCAUUGUUCUUGUUCUUAAGUCACCAAGCACCUCACGUAAGUGGUGGAUCCACGCCUUUCCAAGUUCCGAGUGAUGGCGUCAGAAAUUUUACUUAUAUUAAAGAAGAAAACAGAACUUUAUUUGCGGGUAUGGUGGACGCACUGGAUCAAUCAGUUGGUAGAGUUGUUGCUGCCUUGCAAGAGGAAAACCUGUUAAACGACACUAUCCUCGUGUUUUCUUCUGACAAUGGUGCAUUGCCCUGGGGAUUCCAGUCAAAUCGAGGCUACAAUUGGCCCCUGAGGGGUGGAAAGUCUACCCUAUAUGAGGGUGGCGUAAGGGGCACCGCUUUCCUAUGGAGUCGUCGUCUGAAGAACACGAAGCGUGUCUCCAACCAGCUGAUGCACAUCUCAGAUUGGCUUCCGACGCUCUACUCUGCAGCGGGAGGGAACGUCUCAGAGCUUGGCGAUAUAGAUGGAGUCGACAUGUGGGAAUCAUUGUCUACAUCCAACAAAUCCCAACGUGGCAGGGUCGUGCUCAACAUAGAUUCAGUGUUAAACUACUCCGCCAUUCGAGUUGGUGACUACAAACUGAUUGAAGGACGAUUCAACAAAAGCUUGUAUGACCAGAGAUUUGAGACUGUGGGAGGCAAGCGUCCGUUGGAUGACCUCGAUGCUUUGAUGAAUGAGUCCGUGGCUGCCUCUGCUCUCAGAGACUUGUAUAAACCCGAACCCCUACAAUUUUCCCCCUAUUGGAGGGCCGAGGCCAAGAUAAACUGUAGUAACGAAACGUCCAAUGUCGACAUACAUCAAGAUGCAUUUUACUUAUUUAACAUCAAAGAAGAUCCUUGUGAAACAAAUAACUUGGUACGCGAGGCGACGGAGGCUGGUAAGCUAAAUGAGCUAAAGGAAAUACUCGCUCGCUUUAAGGAAGAAGAGGCGAACCCUCUUAACAAACGAAUGGAUCCUGCAGCCUUCCCCGAAUGCCACAACGGCGUAUGGGAUCACUGGGUUCCCACUGUAAAAUAA